AAAUAUAUUUCUCUUUUUUUCCCACAGGUAAAAAGAUGGCCUACCAGAAGGUCAGUGCAGAUCAAAGAGCUCCAGGACACUCACAGUACUUAGACAAUGAUGACCUUCAAGCCACUGCCCUUGACUUAGAGUGGGACAUGGAGAAGGAACUGGAGGAACCUGGUUUUGACCAGUUCCAGUUAGAUAGUACUGAGAAUCAGAACCUGGGACAUUCAGAGACUGCAGACCUUAAUCUUGAUUCCAUUCAACGAGCAACUUCACCAAAAGGAAGGUUCCAGCGACUUCAAGAAGAGUCUGACUAUGUUGCACAUUAUCAAAGAUCUGCACCAAAGAGCAUCCGCUGCAACUUUUGCUACCUUUUAAAAAUAUUUUGCACAGCCACCAUUUUAUUUAUUUUUGGAAUUUUGAUAGGUUAUUAUGCACAUAAAAAUCACCCUUCAGAUGCUACAUCUUCAGGAACAGUUGAUCCUCAGUUAUACCAAGAGAUCCUUAAGACAAUCCAAGCAGAAGAUAUUAAGAAAUCUUUCAGCUCUAGUGAAAAGGCUGAUGAAUAUGAUUACUUUGUGAAUGGAACAUCUGAGACCCUGAAAGAAAACAUCCUGGGAUGGCAUGGGCCCAAGUCACAUUCCACAGAGCAGCUGAAAAAUGGGACACUUGGCUCUUUGCCAUCAGCCAGUGCCAACAUAACCUGGGCGAUUUUACCAAACUCCACUGAAGAUGAAGCGACCUUAACAGAGCCAGAGCAGCUGCCAUGGGUGAAUUGUAAGCCUAUGAAUGAAGACUCUCCUAUUUCCAUUGAAAUGGGAGUCAUUUUAACUUCAAGUGGGAGAAAUUCUAACAGACCCAUUAAAAUGAUGCCUGUUGAGAUGAUGGGAGCAGUUACAAUAUAUCAUGUUGCUCCCCUGAAUAAUGGCUUCGUGGUGUGGCUUGUGCUAAUACAAGCUCCUGCCACACAUGCUCGACUCCUGCAUGCUACUCAACCAGGCCAGGACCUGGGGGGCAGUGGUAAAGCUCCUGCAGGCAGUGUGCUGCAGCUUGGGUUCAGGCUGCAGAGGGUAGUUUCCCUUCCUUGUCAAGGAGGAGGAGCAACCCUGGCAGAUCCUGAUGACCAGCCGGGCUCUGACAGGCUUCGUGGACCAUCAUCUGCCCUCUUGGCCCAGCUCUCCUAA
Messenger RNA from Galeopterus variegatus (Sunda flying lemur), 1169 nucleotides. It is a transcript of the gene NAALADL2, whose product is annotated as N-acetylated alpha-linked acidic dipeptidase-like 2. The record is from RefSeq and is a predicted model, not a curated record. The transcript has 4 exons. Bases 36 to 1169 code for a protein of 377 amino acids. Lineage: Eukaryota; Metazoa; Chordata; Mammalia; Dermoptera; Cynocephalidae.